Molecule: messenger RNA, 300 nt
Organism: Trypanosoma rangeli
Lineage: Eukaryota; Euglenozoa; Kinetoplastea; Trypanosomatida; Trypanosomatidae
Product: battenin
Exons: 1
Coding region: 1-300 (99 amino acids)
Cellular component (GO): membrane
Source: RefSeq, a predicted model, not a curated record
AUGGUGAUUAUGGCCAUUCUACUGGUGACUUUCGCUUGGGACAUCCGUGGGCACAACAACGUUGCCGCCUUCAUUACGAUGCUGAUUGGCGUGAUCUUCAGUGGAGUGUCAUGCAACUACGGCAGCAGUGUGUUCCUGGGCCACAUGGAGCGCAUGCCAUCGUGGCAGAUCACCUCGUGGUUGUCUGGAACUGGAUUGUCUGGUGUUGCUGCCCCACUCAUAUUUCUUGGGUUGACCUCUGCUGGCAUGAACAACAUACAGAUCUUAUUGCAGAGCAUUAUUUUCGUCGUUAUCUACUGA